GCAUGGCUUUGCCUUUGCCUUUCUCAAUAGAGAAGAAUAGAACUAAAAAAAGAAGUGUGUGUAGUUUUUUGGCGGGAUUUCAUCGACUGUGGUUGGCGUCUUAUUUUAAUUAUUCUUAAAUUCGUUAAUAGUGGAUAUUGUGAAAUAAAAUUGGUGUGAUUUUGUGUUACAACUGUCUGCGUAACUGAAGAAUUAGUAGAAUCCUCAAAAUAUACGCUAUUCCGGUCAAGUGGACGUGAGAAUUUUAUUGUAGUAUUGACUACCUCACAGAAGCUUAUCGAAAAGCCAGCUCGAUACAUUUCGUGCCAAACACUUCAAGAAACAUUAGAAUGCGUCACACCGACAUUCUAAUGUAAAAAGAAAAACAGAAUAAUUUAACUUAAGAUUAGGCUGUAUGGGCAUUGUUCCCCUUGCCUUCCCUAAAAAGGGAGAACUUAACAAAAAAAAGUGUGCUAUAAUCUGAAUUAAUCUGUGGUAUGUACUUACUGUUACGUUCGUCUUUUCUGUUUUGAAAUUUUCCUAUUUUACAAUUUACUUGCUAGCUUGUGUCACUAUGAUAGUUUCUACAAAAGCAAAAACCGUAAUACUUUAGCGUUGAUAUUAAAGUUCAUUAGUGCGUAUCACAGAUUGUAGUGUAAUCGAUUGAAGAGCUUGUUUGCUUUCAUUGUGAUUCGUUACGAUGGCUGUGUCCAAAUCUACUAACACGUAUAAUCGACAAAAUUGGGAAGAUUCCGACUUUCCAAUUUUAUGUCAAACAUGUCUUGGAGAUAACCCUUACAUACGAAUGACAAAGGAAAAGUAUGGUAAAGAAUGUAAAAUAUGUGCUCGACCAUUUACUGUGUUUCGCUGGUGCCCUGGGUCAAGGAUGCGUUUCAAGAAAACUGAAAUUUGCCAGACGUGUUCAAAACUCAAAAAUGUUUGCCAAACUUGUCUAUUAGAUCUAGAAUACGGUCUACCUAUUCAAGUGAGAGACGCUGCUCUUAAAAUUCAAGAUGAUCUACCUCGUAAUGAAGUGAAUAAAGAGUACUAUAUCCAAAAUUUAGACAGUCAGAUGUCAAAGUUUGACUCCACACAACCCAGCAAUUCUGCAUUGAAGUCUAAAGGAGCAUCUGACUUGCUGCUACGCUUGGCAAGGACUGCCCCUUAUUAUAAACGAAAUAGACCACAUGUUUGUUCAUUUUGGGUUAAGGGUGAAUGUAGAAGAGGAGAAGAGUGCCCAUACAGACAUGAAAAGCCUACAGACCCAGACGAUCCACUGGCUGAUCAGAAUAUUAAGGACAGAUAUUAUGGUGUCAAUGACCCAGUGGCAGAGAAGUUAAUGAGGCGUGCUGCUGCUAUGCCAGCACUGCCUCCUCCAGAAGACAGAACUGUAACUACACUUUAUAUUGGAAAUCUACCAGACAAUAUCACAGAAGAAGAAUUAAGAGGACAUUUCUACCAAUAUGGUGAAAUAAGGUCUCUUACCUUAGUGCCUAGAGCUCAAUGUGCCUUUGUGCAAUAUACUACUAGGAGUGCGGCUGAACAUGCAGCUGAGAAAACUUUCAAUAGACUAGUAAUUGGAGGCAAGCGGCUUACUAUCAAGUGGGGAAAAUCACAAGGUCGUCAAGGCUUGAAUGAGAAGAGUGAAAUGGCGCCUGCAUUGGAGCCAGUGCCCGGUCUCCCUGGGACAUUGCCACCACCUCCUGCAUUCUUACAUCCAUUCCAGCCACAGAUGCCUCCGCCCCCCAACCGUCCGAACGACUUCUUCAACCUGCAUCACUACGGGCCCCCCGCCGGCUGGGGCCCGUGGCCGCCCGCUGGUGCGCCCCCCGCGCCCCCGCCCCCGGCCCCGAUGACUCUACAUUACCCCAGUCAAGACCCGAGUAGACUGGGAGCUCAUGCUCACGCGAAUGCACCGCAGACAUAGUAGUAUCUACAUGAUUCUUUGGUUCGCCCUCAUAGAUGUCUCCACCCCUUAAACGUAGGUCUGUGUUCAACGUCCGAACGGCUUCAUCAAAUUCCACUACUAUAUAGCCACUCCGCCCCCGACCCCGAUUGCUCUACAUUACCCCAGUCAAGACCCGAAUAGACUAGGAGCUCAUGCUCACGCGAAUGCACCGCAGACAUAGUAGUAUCUACAUAAUUCUUUGGUUCGCCCCCAUAGAUGUCUCCACCCCUUAAAAGUAGGUUUGUGCUCAACAUCCGAACGGCUAUAUCAAUUCCACGACUAUAUAGCCCCCUCCACCCCCAAACCCUGAUGGCCCUACAUAUCCCCAGGCAAAACCUCGUUACCCCCAUAGAUGCCUCCACCCCUGAAAUCUUAAGUGUGCUCCAACCCCUCAUCGAUAUAGAUGACUCAACUGUAUGUGUUUUGCAUGCCAAGAACAUGCAAAAAGCGAGAGUUAUGCUAUUACUUUUAACCCUUCUCUUAUUUCUGUGUGUCACCAUUCUCGAUACCAGGGGUAAAUUAUGUUUUUUAAAAAAUAUCCAAUCAUGCCAUGUUAAGCUGUAAAAACAAUAGAAUUGAAACAGGUGCCCGAGGCCUGUGGUUACCACCACCAAAUUUGUUCUCGCGAGUACUCAAAAAUACAUGAUAGGUUUUCAUACAAUUUGAAGCAUAUACAUCGUCUACUUAGAUCUAGGGCUCUGCUUCACCCCCUAACUGUCCUAACGAAAUCAACCUCCACAAUACAUUACCCGAGUAAAAAUCAGAGUUGAUUUUAGGAACCUGCUGGCAGUCCAUUCUGUUUUUCUAUGGUUCUCUCCCCAAAAAGGUAAGUAUAUAAAUUAUGAUUAACAAACUUAUAUCCAAUUUAAGUUCUAUGGUUGUUCAGCCAUGUACAAAAACAUUGUGUACUAUAGGUUUAUAUAGUUUUAGUUAUUAUAAUGAACAGAUUUUUGUAAGUCUUGUGGAAUACAAAGAUUUGUGUACACUUGUAUCAGGUGAGUUAUUUCUUUUGUGUAAACAUGAUCAUAAAUAAUAUAGUUAGAUAUAAGUAUGAUUUGUAUUGUUGGAUUUAAAGAAUAUGAAAUAAAUUUUGUGAAAUCCUA
This is a messenger RNA of Chilo suppressalis (striped riceborer), 3030 nucleotides long. NCBI's taxonomy places the organism in Eukaryota, Metazoa, Arthropoda, Insecta, Lepidoptera, Crambidae. The record is from the annotation of a GenBank genome assembly.